Molecule: messenger RNA, 1245 nt
Organism: Ficedula albicollis (Collared flycatcher)
Lineage: Eukaryota; Metazoa; Chordata; Aves; Passeriformes; Muscicapidae
Gene: AEBP2
Product: AE binding protein 2
Exons: 8
Coding region: 1-1170 (389 amino acids)
Biological process (GO): regulation of transcription by RNA polymerase II
Cellular component (GO): ESC/E(Z) complex
Source: RefSeq, a predicted model, not a curated record
AUGGACGUGGACAGCACCAUUUCCAGCGGGCGCUCCACGCCGGUGAUGAUGAACGGGCAGGGCGUGGCCGCGCCCGCCGCCAAGAGCAUCGCCUACACCUGCUGCUGGGACCAGUGCCACGCCUGCUUCAGCUCCAGCCCGGACCUGGCCGAGCACAUCCGCUCCCUGCACGUGGACGGCCAGCGAGGAGGGGUGCGUGCUGCUGCUGCCCUUGCCUGCUUCUCGCGCGCCGCUCGCUGUUCCUCGGGGGCGGGGGCCAACUCUCCGCUGCACAGUUCCGCUCUUGUAACUAGAGGCAGCAAGGUUAGCGGCCUGCCUUUAGGAGUGUACAUCAGCAGCACCAUCAUGGACGUGGACAGCACCAUUUCCAGCGGGCGCUCCACGCCGGUGAUGAUGAACGGGCAGGGCGUGGCCGCGCCCGCCGCCAAGAGCAUCGCCUACACCUGCUGCUGGGACCAGUGCCACGCCUGCUUCAGCUCCAGCCCGGACCUGGCCGAGCACAUCCGCUCCCUGCACGUGGACGGCCAGCGAGGAGGGGUGUUUGUUUGCUUGUGGAAAGGUUGCAAAGUAUAUAACACACCUUCAACAAGUCAAAGCUGGUUGCAGAGGCAUAUGCUGACACACAGUGGGGACAAACCUUUCAAGUGUGUAGUUGGUGGGUGCAACGCCAGCUUUGCAUCUCAGGGAGGACUUGCCCGUCAUGUGCCCACACACUUCAGCCAGCAGAACUCUUCAAAAGUUGCCAGCCAGCCAAAGGCCAAAGAGGAAUCUCCAUCUAAAGCUGGAAUGAAUAAAAGAAGAAAAUUGAAGAACAAGAGACGGCGAUCACUACCAAGACCUCAUGACUUUUUUGAUGCACAAACACUGGAUGCUAUAAGACAUCGAGCCAUCUGCUUUAAUCUCUCAGCACAUAUAGAAAGUUUAGGAAAAGGCCACAGUGUUGUAUUUCAUAGUACUGUAAUAGCUAAAAGAAAAGAAGACUCUGGCAAAAUAAAACUCUUGCUUCAUUGGACACCAGAGGACAUUCUGCCUGAUGUGUGGGUAAAUGAAAGUGAGCGACAUCAGUUAAAAACUAAAGUAGUUCAUUUAUCAAAACUACCAAAAGAUACUGCCUUGCUUCUGGACCCAAACAUUUACAGAACAAUGCCCCAGAAGAGGUUGAAGAGGUAAAAACCAAGCAAGUGGGGACACCUGCAGUCUUAGUCACUGACAAUGGAUUUAGAAAUAAAGUUGCACAUUAGUCAA